AUGGUUGGUGUCCCACCCCGCACCAGCAGCUGUCGAGAGUGUCUCCAGCGUCGCGUCAAAUGUGACCGCACCCGCCCAGAAUGUCGCCGCUGCCAGACCCGUGGAAUUCGCUGCCCCGGCUACCGCAGAGCCCUCAAGUUCUACAACCAGACCACGGGAAAAGGCGACUUUACGGACGCACGAGAGUUUGACAAGAAGCAAGAAGCGCAACGCAAUCCCGACGCGGCACAUGCGCAUGCGCUCGCACUCAUCCGCCGACCCAGCAUCGACGGAAACAUCAUCCCAAGCCUCUCAGGCAAAGCGCUCGACCGCCAAACAAAGAAAGUCUUCGAGUACGUAGUGCAAGCAACCUUCCCAUUGACAUUCGCGACCUUUGCGCCGCGCCUCGAGCCAAACUGGCUGGAUUUCAUCCGCUACCACCAAGCCGCGCAGACCGAGCCCAUCGAGCGCGCAGUCCGAUGUCUCAACACCUGGUUUCUCGGCGUAAAAAACAAGGACUCAGCAAUUGUCGAUGAAGCUCGGUACAUCUACGGUGGCGCCCUGCGCUGCCUUGCUGGGCUAGUCGCUGACCCGGCCACCAGAACCUCGGAUACCACUGCAGCGACCGCGGUCAUGCUCAGUGUGUUUGAGAUGCUGGAUCCGCUCACGCCGCAUUCAUGGUUGAUCCAUUCGCGGGGACUGGGUGCGUUGUUUCAGGCACGUGGCGCGCGGAUACAUAGUCAAGGUUUUCCACGGACGAUCUUCAUCACUUUCCGAUCGUUCCUUCUUGCCGAUGCCUUUGUCCGGCAGGAGCCGUCGUUUCUGGAGCAGGAUGACUGGCGUGCCGCAAACCUCGAAGCGACUUUUCAUGAAGACCGGGUGGGCAAGGGGAACUGGAUCAGCAAGAUCGUCGAGCAGACGUUUAACGAAAUCGCUCUUGGCCCGGGGUUUCUAUCGCAGACUACUGCGCUCAUCAGAAGUCGUGUCCGAGACGACGUCUCGCGCGACGAGCUGACAUCGCGCAUCCAGCAUAGUCGGGGUAUCCUGCGCAACCUCCAGCGCCAGCUUGCAUCCGUCUCAGGACGAGAAGGCAAAACGAUUGAAAUCGACAGGUUGACCGACGCCGACGGCGUGAAAGAAGACGUCCAGACGACGGCCGGUCGCUGUCUCCAGGGCCUCUGCUCGGGCCUUGCGCUGCUGGACCAGCUGCUGGUGCUCCUGGAAGCAGACAAGAAGCGCGCGGGGCAGGGUCGGGUUUCCGAGAUCGCUUGGGGUAAAGAGAUUAAUAUCCCUACAACAAGCGAGACAAUUGAAGGGCCAUUUUCUGCGCCGGAUCGACCGUUGGACUGGCUCGAUCAGAUCUCGAUGUCGAUGGGGACGUUGGCUAUUUCGAAUAGCACUUGA
Molecule: messenger RNA, 1383 nt
Organism: Aspergillus calidoustus
Lineage: Eukaryota; Fungi; Ascomycota; Eurotiomycetes; Eurotiales; Aspergillaceae
Source: the annotation of a GenBank genome assembly